AUGUCGAGACUGAACGAGGCGCUGCAGAUUCGUUUGCCUCCUGUUCUCAUUGGGGGUUGUCAGUUUUGCCCAAUCGUCACAGUUGGGCGAUUUCAAGAUGGGCAGGAGGUUGUGUUUUCUUUUCAUAUCAAAUUAGCCAUCCAAACCGGACAUCGAGGCCGGUCUGUUCGGACAGUGGUCCUCUCGAAUCUGCCUGCCCGGCCAGGUUGCGUGUGUGCAGAUGGACUCCCACCAGCGAUGGUGCAGUUGGGUGAGGAGGUGAGACUGAAGCCCUCCUGUGCCGCCGAGACAUUUGAGAUGAUUGAGAAAUCCCAUCAGCCUGGGUCAAGGCCUCCCUCUCUGGGACUGGGUCUCAUCAACACGCCCCAGGGGAUUCGAGCUCGGGUGGUACAUGACAAGUGGCGGUGUCAUCCAUCAUCAAUUCGCGGGUAUGGCUAA
Protopolystoma xenopodis is the source of this 438-nucleotide messenger RNA. Lineage: Eukaryota; Metazoa; Platyhelminthes; Monogenea; Polystomatidea; Polystomatidae. The record is from the annotation of a GenBank genome assembly.